AUGGACAAUAUGGCGUCGAAUGUAAGUUUAAGAAAUAAUAAACAGAGGAAAGACAAUUUGAUAACGAGGAAACAGGACAAGUCUCCAGAGAAGACGAUAAGAGGGACGAGAGGGGCCUACAGAGGCAUCCCGUCAACGUCCAAGAGGGCUGAGGAGGAUGAGACGGGCUCCACGGAAAGACUGGACAGACCAAAGAAAUUCAUAUCACAAAAUAAAAGCAAUUAUGGACUGGGGAAGAGGCCUGAUUUCUCGUUGAAGAAUAGAAAUGUCCAUUUAGCUUCGUCUCGGUAUGGACAGAUGACAUCAGGGCUGCACGGCCACGGUCACCAGAUUUCACAGCCGACGGCACACCAACUCGAACCCACAGUACUCCCCGCCAAGGAGAAGACUGUGCACGGGAAGGAAAAGACUUUUAAGGUCGUGGUUGGCAACGAAGUAGGCGUGAUGAAGGCUCCGGUGCUCGGCCCUCGGCCGUACAACGCGCUCGCGAUUAUUCACACACAACAGAGCAACACGUUCGACAUGCUGAAUUCCCUCACCACUAGUGUUGCCAGUCAACCGGUGGUCGGUGUGGGUGUCGGCGGGUUCCACAGGCGGAGUUCGGGCCAGGGUACUUUGUGCGACCCGGAGCUGGAUGACAGCGGCAAUAAACUGGUCGCGAGGCUCGAAGACGACGCUUUUAUCUCGGAACAAGAUCUGGAGGAAAACAUAGAAAUAGCGACAGCGACAGAAAAGCGAAUAUCCAACACCGACGCGUCUGGGGAAGACCAGCCGCAGGAACCACAAAAUGGUCUAGUCUACGGUCCCAUAUACGAGCUUGAGAAGCUGGAACAAAAGGAGAAAGAGAAGCAAGACAAUGAGGAUGAAGAGGAGCCUAUAGGAGUUUCGCCCUGUGGCAGGUUCUUCAAGUACGACAAGGAAGUGGGUCGCGGCUCGUUUAAGACGGUGUACCACGGACUCGACACACAGACUGGCGUCGCCGUAGCUUGGUGCGAAUUGCUCGAAAAAAAACUGAACAAAACAGAGCGCCUGCGAUUCCGCGAGGAGGCAGAUAUGCUAAAAAAGCUGCAGCAUCCCAACAUUGUGAGAUUUUACAAUUACUGGGAAGGCACAGUGGCUAAGAAGAAAAAUAUUGUGUUAAUCACAGAGCUUAUGUUAUCUGGCACUUUGAAAGCAUAUCUGCGUCGGUUUAAGCGCAUAAAUCCGAAAGUGCUGAAGUCGUGGUGUCGCCAAAUACUCAAGGGACUGAAUUUUCUACAUUCAAGAACACCGCCUAUCAUACACAGAGAUCUGAAAUGUGACAACAUCUUCAUUACCGGCACGACGGGUAGCGUGAAAAUCGGGGACCUAGGACUGGCCACGCUCAAGAAUAGGAGCUUCGCUAAGUCCGUGAUAGGUACGCCCGAGUUCAUGGCGCCUGAGAUGUACGAAGAGCACUACGACGAGUCCGUGGACGUGUACGCGUUCGGCAUGUGCAUGCUCGAGAUGGCAACCGGCGAGUAUCCCUACAGCGAGUGCAGCGGGCCCGCUCAGAUCUACAAGAAAGUUGUCUCGGGCGUGAAACCUCAAAGUUUAGAGAAAGUGACCAUUCCAGAGGUGAAAGAUAUCAUCGAAUCCUGUAUCAAACCCAACAAAACAGAUAGGCCAAAAGUGAAAGAUCUGUUGAACCACGAGUUCUUUGGUGAGGACAUCGGUCUACGGCUGGAGAUCGUGGGAAGAGAUCUGGUGACAUCAUCUGAAAUUACCAAAAUACAGUUCCGUCUCAAAAUCAUCGAUCCCAAGAAACGGUCCUACACUCAUAAGGAAAACGAGGCUAUCCAGUUCGAGUUUGAUAUGGAGAACGAUGACUGCCAGGAGGUGGCCAACGACAUGGCAAAGGCUGGUCUCAUCAUGGAGGAGGACGCCAGGAUCGUUUUCAAGUUACUCAAGUCACAGCUCAUCAGCCUCAACAGAGAGAGGAGUGAAAAGAAAGCGCAGAUGCUGUUCAAUCAAGAGGUGAUCAUUGAACAGAACAGGCAACAGAUCUAUGAACAACAGCUGAGACAGAUGAAGAUAAUCCAGAACCAACAGCAAGUCCCGGUAGACCAGGUGAAAUCUGGACUCCUCAACGGUGUGGGACCCCAGCCUUUGACAGCCGUCCAACUCGACCCUCAAUCACAACUCCUCCAAGCGCAGCAGCAUCUACUCCAACAGCAGUUCCAGCAGUUGAACAAUGAGGAAACAGCGAUGAAGCUGCUGCAGCACAACCUUAUGCAAACUAGGAUCUCACCGUCACUCGGGGUGGAUCAACAGUCACUAUUGGAGCAGAACUUCCAGCAGCAGUCGUUGUUGGAGCAAAAUUUGAAACAGCAGGUAAUGAUGGAGCAGAAUCUCAUCAACCAGCAGAUGCUGGAACAUUCAGUCCAAGGUCAGGCGUUAAUGGACCGCCAGGUUCAACAGAAUCUUCUAGAGCAAGUUCCUUCUCAAACACAACUUCAACCGAAUCUUCUUAACCAACAACUUUCAGCUGAAAUCAACAAUCAAAAUCAAGUGUUGCAGCAACAGAUUAUUCAACAGCAACAAAAUAUAAUCGCUCAACAAGCGGCAGCAAUACAACAGAAGCAGCUAGAGGAACAUCUGACUGCCCAGGAGAAUAUUAUCUCUGGUCCACAGAAUCUCGUCACUGGCCAGAUAUUGGAUCCUUCGUUGCAGAAUUUGCAAAACAUUCUUUCUCAAAUAAUACAAAGGCCUGACACAUUACAGCAAAAUAGGAAAGAAUCGGAGUCAGAAACUCAGUCUCAACAAGUCCAACCACAGCACACUCAACCAAUCAGUCAACAGCAAUCAGAACCUGUGGAAAUCCAACAAAACCAGGAACAGGAACAACAAGCUUUACAACACAGAAUGCAAAUGUUAAUAGGAGCUCAGAUGCAACAGCAAAAUAUUAAUUACCAACAAAAUCAGCAAUACAUGCAGCCAAUAUUACCUACAGCCAUAGAUCCAGCUUUUAUAGCUCAGCAACAACAGGUCGCCCAAGCCCAGCAACAAGUAGCUCAAGCCCAACAACAAUUGGACAUGCAGAAACAAGUCUUAACGCAACAACAGUUAGUACUCCAACAACAAAUGCUGACACAACAACAGUUAGGGAUGCCAGGGCAAACGUUAUCACCUCAGCAUUUUAGACAUUUCCAACAACAACAACAGUAUUUAGCUCAACAAGAAUUACAAUUACAAACUCAGCAAAAUAUAAUUACCCAAAAUUGGGCAAUUUUAGCCCAGAAACAACAACUCAUGGAGCAGCAACAUCAGAAAGUUGAGGAAAUCCUUAGAUCCCAAAGGCCUAUGUACCAACGUCAAGGUUCUGAACAAAGCCAGAUCAGUUCUGCUGAUGUCCAUGAUCAGCAGCAGGUUAUGAUGCCGGAACAGUACUCUCAGAAAGCUCAAUUACAACAGCAGAUGUCAGUAGACCAAAUGCAGUAUGCAAAUCAGCGUUCUGAUGACCAUUAUCGGCAGCUGCCACCUAUGCAAGGUCAGUCGCUUCCGCAUAAUAUGCAAAUGCAGCAAAAUUUCAACGUGGUGCAACAAAAUGAAAGGCAGAUUUCUAGUCAUGAAGGCACUCCGGUGCAAAAUUAUACUGCCAAUCCAUUACAGAUGUACCAGCAAGCUCAAAGUCAACCUGUUCAGAUGAUGCAAAAUCUCCAAUACCAAGUGGAGCCUUCCAUACCAUCGUCAGUUGCGGGUUCAAUACCACAGAGCAACCCUCAGUCAGUUCCUCAAGAUAGUAUAUCUCAGAUGUCUGCAGUUCAACAAUCCAUUCCGCAAUCACUAACUAAAGUUCCUGUACAGCCAAUACAGCAACCGUCAGUCCCUCAGUCAGUAAACUCCGUCCCUCAACCAAUUCACUCGAUUUCUCAACCCGUUCAAACUAUUCCACCACCAUCACAGUCGAUACCGCAACCCACUCAAUCCGUAAUACAACCUAUUCAAUCUAUACCUCAGUCGGUACAAGCCAUACAGUCCCAGCCCCAAACCCAAACCGUUCAGUCCACACAACAAUCUAUCCAGUCGAUACCACAACAAGUCCAAUCCACUCCACAGCAAAUUCCCACACAGAUAUCCAUUCAGCAACCUGCACAAACGUUGCCACCAGUUCCUCAACAACCUAUCCAGCAACAAACACAGCAACAGUUACCACAAUUACAACAACAGCCUGUGCAAGAUACAGCACCACCGCAGUUGAACCUUGCUUCGGAACAGGUUGAGAAUGGCUAUCAGAGUAAUGGGACACAGAAAGAACAGUUCUUUACUCCGCUGUCUGAGAUUGCUAAUAACCACUCGGAACCUAGUAAGCAUCCAGAUCUUAGUUCUGUUGAGGAGAAGCAGUCGGAGUCCCAGCAACAAGAAGCAGGAACAGCCAUAUCUUCUCCAAUAACGAGCGAAAAAAAAUCCCGCGGAUCGAAGAAACGUUCCCGAGAGAAGGACAAGCUGCCAAAGCUGACGGUGCUGGAAGUCAAUGAAGAGGCUACCGUGGUGGAGUGCCAGUUGGAGUCCAAGUCUAAGACUGUUACCUUCAAGUUCGACGUCACUGAUGUGAACCCUGAAGAGAUUGCGAGUAACUUGGUGUCCAACAACCUUCUCCCGGAGUGGCAGAGUGCCGCAUUCAUGGAGCUCAUUAAAGAUAUCGUUAAUCAGCUAAUCAACAAUCCUGGAGUGACGCCAGUUCUUAAUCCAGCUCACCACUCGCUCAGGCUUAACAUAGACAAGACCGACUACGAUUCAGAGACGACAGAGCGCGAAGAGAAUCUCACGGACUCGAAUCAGGACAACUCGGAGUGCACGACGCCCACCGCGUCGCACGACAACAUCGCCGCGGAACUGGCUUACGACCAGGCCGAACCAGAACCUCUACCCGAAGUUGUGAAACCUACCCACAUAGACACAGUGUCCAGGAAGAUUAGCACUGCCUCGUCCAUAGGUUCUAAUCAAUCAGAUGGCGGGUCAAUAGCCCCCGAACGAUCGGGAAGUACAGAAUCACAAAAUGGCGACAAAAAGCAACAGAAACCAUCACGUAAAAUAUCCAGAUUUCUAGUCAGCCCAGUGGUGGACCGUGGGGAAAACGUUCCAGAGGAGAAGUUACUCGAGGUUGAACCCCCUCCACCAGCAGUCAAUGGCAUCGAUAAAGACAUCACAAUACAACCUCAAGAAUUUGUUCCUACUCACCAGUAUUCAGUGCCAUCACAGGCCCCUGUCAUAGACCACCGGUCAGAGAUUACAGUCCCUCAAGUAGACCACAGGCCAGAGAUUACAGUCCCUCAAGUAGACCACAGGCCCGAGGUCCAGCCGGAAAGACCAGUAGAAUUAGUCAAAGAGAUUCCUGUUAGCGUUAAUGUGCCAGCACCUGCUCCUUUAGUUUCUAACGUACCAACUAUUCCACAAAUUCCAGUCCAAAAUGUUAUUAACCCUAAUCUACUCACAGCUACAUCAUUACAACCUAACCUUACGACCCCGUUGCAAAUAACUACCGACAGUCCAUUACUAGGGUUAAGUCAAGUCGGUACUCCAAUGGGUGUCGGAGGAGAGCUACUAAAUAUCGGGCUGGGACAUGUGGGAGGCAGUUUGGACCCCUCUUCAGUGUCGUUGGGUUUGUCUACGCAGCAAACACUGACGCCGACCCCGGGGAGUGUGGACGCCUUGUCUAACACUGAGAAUUUACAGAGGAUGUUACUGAAGCAAAAUAUUAUGAAUCAGCAACAAAAUCUAUCCGGUCCCAAUUUGUUGGGGUUGCUUAAUCAGCAAUCGUUUCCGCAACCAGAGCUGAGCCUACACAGCACCCUCCUUAACAACACGCAGCCCGCACCGGUGAUGAUGACCGGCCGCCUGCCCCCGCAGUAUCCACAGCAGAAGUACUACCAACCGAUGAGAGCUACCGCUAGCGACUUUAUUGCCCAGCAGCAGGCUCUACAGACAUCUGUUAACCAAUUGGCCAACCAACAAAUGAACCAGCUCGGCAUCAUGGGACUAGCGGCACCCCUUCCCCCCCAAUCAAUGUUCCAGCCUCAGAGCAUGGCGCAGAACCUUGCGCUUAACCAGAAUCUUAUGAGUCAGAAUCUUGGGCAGAACUUGGGUCUAGCAUCUCAAAAUCUCGGCUUGUCCGGACAGAAUCUCAUUGGCAGUCAAAACCUAGCACUUGGUAGUCAAAACUUGGCACUUGGUGGUCAGAAUCUGGCCAUCAUGGGAUCUAAUCUGGGACAGCUGGUGGCGCAGCGGGCUGUUCAUCAGGCGCUGGCCAGGAGGGCCGUUGAUAUUGAUAUGGCCGGUAAUUAUCAGAAUGGCAUGACGAACGUGAACUCUACGGGAUCCUCGCAGCCGAGCACGCCGAACAAGACCCAGUCGUACAACGAAUAUAUGCUGAGUCUGCAACAUAAACUAGCCUCAAUAUCGAAUAGUGGUCCCGUGUCGCCUCAGUCACCGCUAGAAUACAGCCCUGCUCUAUCUCCAACUCACAGGCCACCCUUACAUAAUAUGCCUAAGAGUGAAGUGAGUGAGGUGUCAUCCAGUGUAGUGGGAGUGGUGGGGAGCGGUGCGCCCAAGAGCCGGCACGCAGCGGCACUUGCCGAGCUGGACCACGAGCUCAGCAAGAUCAGCCUCAACUACAAGCAGCCGCCGCCCAAGGACGGCUUCGACCCUGCGACCGAACACGACGCUGUCACCAAUUAUGCAGAACUGGGUCCUUCGUGGGAGUCUCGCUCGACGCGGUUCCGCGUGUCCCGCGCCGCUCCCUGCCGCGGCUACGAGCUGUGCAGGCUAAUGCCUAACGAACAUGCUAAAGACAAACUCGACAUACUGUCCCAAACACAUCCGUUCACGGAGGGCGGUUUAGACUCCGUGUCGAUGGCGGACAACAAUUCGAUGUACGAGGAGGGUGCCACGACGGUGGGGGGCUGUGGAGGGGAGACCUACGUCAUCACGGACGCACGUGCGCACACGUACCUCGUGCACGACGCGCUUGCUGACGUCGUGGCCACCAUCAUCGACCCCAAUAGAUCCCCCGCACAGCAGACAGCAGCGAGCAAGAGCGAGGAGGCGGUGAGCGAGGCCCCGGGCGACAACGAGUCCAGCUACCUCAUCGUGGACCCGUGGCGCGAGCUGACGUGCGCGGUGCUGGACCGCGCGCUGCGCCUGUCGGCCGACCCCGCCUUCGUCCCCUUCGCCGACCACAAGUACACGCACCCGCGCCCCGCCACACACGAGGGAGGCGAAGUUGUAUCAGUAACAGAGGAGCUGUCACGCUGGAAGCUGCUUGAGAGUGGUGACAAGGGCUCUUGGCGAGAAGGUUCCGUCAUCACGGAGCAGAGCGAAACAACGCCAAGAGAGCUGCGGUCCAUACAGCAUCGCGAUCGAGAACUCGCCGCAGACGUGCUGCUCACAGAACAUCUUACCGAUAAAGUGUUGUACCGGCAGGUGGUGCUAGUGUCAGUACGUCCGGCGCCUGCGCAGUUAUGA
This is a messenger RNA of Arctia plantaginis, 7482 nucleotides long. The record is from the annotation of a GenBank genome assembly. NCBI's taxonomy places the organism in Eukaryota, Metazoa, Arthropoda, Insecta, Lepidoptera, Erebidae.